AAAGUGAUGUUGAAGAUUUAGAGAAUGAAUACGUCGAAGACAAUAGCGAAGAUGAAAUAGAAGACUUGGAAGAUAUACUUAAAGACUAUGAUGAAUAUAAUCAAGAGGAAAGUGAAUCAAGCGAUUAUAGUGAUUUACUUGAUACGUUGGAAGAAGUUAGUGACGAUGAAAAUGAAGAAGCCGAAACUUCCAAGGGUAAAAGAAAAAGUACCGAAACCAAAGAAUUACGACCAAAAAAGAAAAAACGUGGUAGAUUUGUUGAAGUUGAAUACGAGCAUGAACAAUCAUUGCCAAAAGUACCUACUUGGUAA
Scutellospora calospora is the source of this 311-nucleotide messenger RNA. NCBI's taxonomy places the organism in Eukaryota, Fungi, Glomeromycota, Glomeromycetes, Diversisporales, Gigasporaceae. The record is from the annotation of a GenBank genome assembly.